Dromaius novaehollandiae (emu) is the source of this 3192-nucleotide messenger RNA. It is a transcript of the gene GPR174, whose product is annotated as G protein-coupled receptor 174. The coding region runs from base 669 to 1652 and encodes 327 amino acids. Gene Ontology annotation, molecular function: G protein-coupled receptor activity. Gene Ontology annotation, biological process: phospholipase C-activating G protein-coupled receptor signaling pathway; positive regulation of Rho protein signal transduction. The transcript has 2 exons. Gene Ontology annotation, cellular component: plasma membrane. Lineage: Eukaryota; Metazoa; Chordata; Aves; Casuariiformes; Dromaiidae. The record is from RefSeq and is a predicted model, not a curated record.
AGGCUCUAGAAGAGAAGCGGGAAAAAGAGACGGGAGGUUUUCCAGCCAGCAGGACCCCCCACCUCCCAGCGAAACGGUUGCAUCUGUUGUCAAACUCACGCGUUGAGAAAAGCGGCUGAAAUGCCUCCCGAAAGGUGACAGAGGGUGCAGCGCCAGCGGCAAAUUGUCAGGUGCUUCAGCACACAACGAUGUAUUUCCGUGUGGACCGUCACGCCGUCAGUGCUGCACGGGACUAUAUCAGGGUCUAGUAACUUCUGAGGAAGACAUGAGUGAAGUGCAUGAGCAAGACUUUAAGUCAUUCGCCACAGAACCAAGCUCCUCCCAGAACUGGACUAGAUGAUCCUGCAACUGAAGCCCUGCCCACAGACACGAGGGUGGAAAGAGAGAUGAACUUUUUUACUUAAAACACAGACAACCUCAGGACAACAGACAACAACGUUAUCAUGCGGUACCACCAACUUUGCACAUCUAGAUCAUCACAGCAGAAGACUUCAUGAAGAACAAAAUAAACCCAUCCCAGAGGGCCAGGGAAGCAAAGGAACAGGGCGAACGUGAUGCUAAGUGUGCAGCUCUUCUACUGUUCUUAAAUGUUCAGCCCUGCAGGGAACUGGAAGACAGCUGGGAACUCUGCAGGCCGCCCCACCUGAGCUCAGACCUGAAAACCAAACAUGACGAACAAUUCGACCUGCUCCAAUGAUACAGACCUCAAGUCUUAUUACGCGAUUACAUACACUUUCAUCCUGAUCCCUGGACUAAUAGGAAAUAUAUUAGCUCUGUGGGUCUUCUACGGCUACAUGAAGGAGACUAAAAGGGCUGUAAUAUUUAUGAUCAAUUUAGCCAUUGCUGAUUUAUCCCAAGUUUUAUCCUUGCCUCUCAGGAUUUUCUACUACCUGACCGGAACGUGGGAGUUUGGAGGCGGUCUCUGCAUGCUUUGUUUCUACCUGAAGUACGUCAAUAUGUAUGCAAGCAUCUACUUCUUGGUUUGCAUCAGCGUAAGACGAUUUUUGUUUCUUAUGUACCCGUUCAAAUUCAGCGAUUGCAAACGCAUCUGUGAUGUGUAUAUCAGCAUUGUCGGGUGGAUCGUAGUCUGCAUCGGCUGUUUGCCUUUCCUUCUUCUCAGACUUCACCAGAAUGCUAAAAACACGUGUUUCGUGGACCUCCCAGUAAAGGAAGUUGACCUUCCCAUCUCCAUUGCCAUGAUGACAAUAGGUGAAUUGGUGGGGUUCAUAACGCCCCUGCUAAUAAUUCUAUAUUGCUCAUGGAAGACUAUCUUAUCGUUAAAAGAAAAAAAUUCUGCUUCACGUGACCUUGGAGAGAAAAAAAAGGCUUUAAAGAUGAUUCUCACCUGUGCUCUAGUAUUUCUGAUUUGCUUUGCACCUUACCAUAUCAGCUUUCCAUUAGAUUUCUUUGUUAAAACCAAAAAGAUUAAAAACAAAUGCGUCCAGAAAGUAAUAUCAGUGUUUCAUGCUGUAGCUUUGUGUCUUGCCAGCUUAAAUUCCUGCGUAGACCCAAUCAUCUACUACUUUACUACAAAUGAGUUCAGAAGACGACUUUCAAGACAGGAUUUGCAAGACAGCAUUCAGCUACACAACCUAAGUUAUGUGAAGAAGCAUCCCAGAACUGAACCCAAGGACCAAGCUGUAGACUCUUAAUGCUGGACUUCCCAAAAGGUUUUCAGGUACUCCAAAUGCUCUCUGUCAUUUGGGGGUUUGCUCCCAUUUUUUUCCCCCAGGACACUGGGAGUGACUACCCAGACAAACUUCUGCUGAUUUCAGUGAGUGUUUGAGUUUUAAAAAAAAAGACCAAAACUAUGAUGAUUUAAUACUCUGGUUGCAAAUUUCCUAUGAACACUGAAUAUUAAUUACACUGUAAGUCACACAGGCUGUAAUUCUGGGCUGGCCAGCCAAGAGUUUAGUAGCUUUGCCGGUACAAAGCAGCGGAGUACAAGGAUGGGGCGUAACCAGGAGGACAUAGACCAAAGCUGGUUUAGCCCCACUGCUGGGAUCAGGAAAGCACCCUGAGGUGACGCGUUGGAGGCAUCAAGCCCAAGCCCGAGGCUGCGCACAAACUUUCCGUGAUGAGAGGUGCUGCCCGUGCCCAGUUGUCACCGCAGUGGCUGUUGCCCUGCCAUCUCCGGGUCACACCAGCUGACUUCAGCGAGAGGCAGCAAAGAUUUGGGGGGUUUGCUAUGCAGAAAGAAUUUAGCCCCAAAAAAACAGUACUUGACACAAUAUUAUAUUUUUCUUAAUUAAUUGUUACUGUGAGAAGCAUGAUCACUGGGUUCAGACGAAUUAGCAGGACUGUGAAAUGCAUAAAGCCGUUUUCAUUUGGAAUUAAUUCCUUUAAGUUUUCUUGAUUCUCACACAACUGGCAAAAGUCACAAUAAUGCGAAGGAAGGUGUUGACUAAGGGAGGACUUCAAGAAAUGUUCCCCUGGAUAAUAUAAUAAUAUAGCACUUACUAUUUAAUUUAUAUACAAAGCGCCAAGAGCCUGCCUAGUGCAAUACUGACUACAUGGCAAGGAACUUAAGCUUCUUGCCCCAAAGGACUUACAAUUCAAAUAACUAGCAAGGCCUUGAUUUUGGGGGUGUAGCAAAUGGCAUGUUGCCAUCUGGACUCAGACUGAGGGUCAAGCUCAUUUCUAAGGAAAACCAUAAGGAACCAGCAGACCCAUACUGGCCCUUCCCAGGAAGAUGCAAAGUCACUGAAGUGUUCAGACACUUUUCUUCUGCUAUCAGUUCCCAUUUCUGGAUCACUGUAAGAAAUACCAAAAUACCAUGAGUAAGUUCAAGGCCAUUUUUGCUGACUUUGAUAAGCUUUAAACAUGAGUCUGUUCUUUAAGGGUAUUUAUUCAGACUACAUGUCCAUCAAGCCUUUCAGGUCCUCCUUUGUCCAAAGUCGAGAUUAAUGAAUUCAAUUAUUUCAUGAUUUGAAUAAUUCUUUUUGUAAUUUUCAAAAUGGCAACUCUUGGUUAAGUCAUUAACAUCAGUAUGAUUAAGAUGUACUCAGAGAAAGCUAAGCUUUUUGAAUGUUGCUGUAAUGGGAACAGUUCAGAUACUCAAUAUAUGCAGUCAAAGGUGUCACCUAACAGGCUAUGAGAGCUUUUUUUAAGGAAAGGCUCAAAUAUGGACUUUUUAAAAGAAAAAACUCUUUAAUGUCAAACAACAAAAGCUUUAUGCUUAACUGUUUUUUU